Messenger RNA from Microbotryum saponariae, 2210 nucleotides. Lineage: Eukaryota; Fungi; Basidiomycota; Microbotryomycetes; Microbotryales; Microbotryaceae. The record is from the annotation of a GenBank genome assembly.
AUGCGCUGGUUUCCUCGCCAUUCGUGCGCACCAGCGACACAGAUACCCAACACCCCUCUUGUACCCGACUGGUUCUGGUCCUUGCCGUAACGCGACCAAUUACAUCGCGCCCCAGGUUCAAUACUCACUGCAGCAUCGUUGCCCACGGUGUCCGCUUUGCUGCCACGCUGGCCUCCCUCUCGGCCUCCCAGCGGCUCCGUCAAGCGCUCGUAGACCCCAAGUCGACUAUUACCCACCUCGAGCGACUCGCGAACAAGGUCGAGGACGUGCGCAACAUCAACCCGUCGACGCGCCAGACCUCGUUGGCGCUCGCGGCCCGUGCGGGCCGGUUAGAUGUCUGUGACUGGCUGCUCUUUGACGAGGGACACGAGGAGAUAGAAAUCAGCAGAGUGAGUAGCCAGGUAGUACCUAGUUGGGUGUGCCUUUUCACCCUGUGGUCUCAUCGAACUACGCUGACACUCUGCCCUUCGACGGACGAGGUGGUAUCUGCUACACAGGAUGCCGCAGGCGAGACCAUCCUCCACAUAGCCGCUGCCAGUGGCUUCGUGGAUCUGCUCAACCUGUACCUAUCCCAAUACCCGUAAGGACCUCUCCCUUCCUUCUGCUGGCCAUGGCAUGUCGUUGGUCCGCGACAAUGUCGAGCUCACUCCGAGUCAUCACCGCCCCCCACAUACGGCACCGUCGAUCACCCCUCUGCCCCAGCUUCGUCUUGGACUGGGUCGAUGCCAGAGGGGCUACACCGCUGCACAUUGCCGCUAUGAAAGAUCAACUUGAAGCCGUUCAGGUGAGUACGGGUCCUGCACGAGCCGCCCUCCCAUCGAUACACGAGAGCUCAUUUGGGAACUGGCGCUGCUCGCAGAUCCUCAUUCAUGCCGGAUCGGAAAUCGACGUGCGCGACAUGUUUGGGAACACGGCGUUGCAUUAUGCGGCCAGUUGGGGCAGCUUACCUGUGAGCAGACUCUGAGUCUCUGUGCUGAGACCGUGCCUCUGCAUACGGAAGCUCACCGACGAAAAAGCCUGAUCUUCGUCGAGACAGGUAAUCAAACUCCUCAUCGAACUCGAUUGCGAUUACAACGCCACUAAUGGCGAAGGUUUCAUCCCAUACGAGUACGCCUAUAGGUUAGUCACAUCUGUUCACGAUCCUCUUCUUCGGUAAGAAACCGAUUGCAUGCUAACCAUUAAGGACAUUCGUUUUGCCAGCUUUGACGUCGCCCGGGCCAUGAAAGAGGUGGGUCAAGAGAUGCGAGCAAUCUAUCGGCCAAACUAUCACACUGAUAGGAGUGCUCUGUCUCCAGUUCUACGAAGAUCGAAUCGUCGAGCGGUCUCGGAAAGCCGAACGGCGUCGAGCACGAAGAGCUAGGAUCGCUACGACGAGCCCUUCUCUGUCGGGCGAAUCUGUCGCCCACUCCGACAACUAUGCAUACGAGUCCUCAUCAUCGAUGGAGCGAGAUCCCAGUCCGAUCGGGAUCUGCCUCGGUUCACCCUCACGAUCCGGAACGGGCGACACUUUGAGACCAGCACCUCGUCAAAACCAGAGCGGAUCCUCGUCGAGACGCACCUCUCAACGUGAAGGUCCCAACGGUAGUUCGAAGCGCAACUCGGCAACGUCGGAUCUUGCUACUGCAUUCAAUCAGGUAUCCGAAGUUUCAGACUCGAAUGCCAGUCGGAGUGAAACACCCUCCCGCCUGAAUUUGUUUGGUCGGAAAGAAGGCGGAUCCGGAGAUGGGCGAGGACUACCUCGGUCUCCCAUAUCCCCCCCACCUGUCACUUCCCUAUCGCCGACAGAUUUGUCCCUUGACGGCAGACGAUCGGACGAGGGCAUCUCGUCGGCCUCGGUCGCUCCACGGCAUCGAUCGCAGAGCUCAGUGUUCCCUUCUCAAUCGACCCUAGUAGCUAAACAGGAUGGUCCACCGAUACCGACCCGAAGUCGAACUCUGGAUCCUCUGGUCCCUGGUCAUACUUUGUUCACUGCAAGGUCCGACGAAAGGGACCCAUCAUCAUCGAACAGGAUGCGUCUCGGCAAACUGACCAAAGAUCCGAGCUCGGGCACGGCUACGUCCACUGCGAUGGGAACCGAGCUCGAUCAGACGUCGCCUGUCCCCGGAGUGUUGCGCAGUCGAACGACGGGAAGCGUUGUAUCGUCGGCUUCACAUGGAGGGAGGGCCUCGAGGAUGGCCAAAGCUCUGGGUUUAGGCCUCGGAAGGAAAUAA